Protopterus annectens (West African lungfish) is the source of this 1322-nucleotide messenger RNA. RefSeq names its product carbonic anhydrase 4-like. Gene Ontology annotation, cellular component: plasma membrane. Bases 86 to 1039 code for a protein of 317 amino acids. NCBI's taxonomy places the organism in Eukaryota, Metazoa, Chordata, Ceratodontiformes, Protopteridae. The record is from RefSeq and is a predicted model, not a curated record. Gene Ontology annotation, molecular function: zinc ion binding; carbonate dehydratase activity. The transcript has 8 exons.
AACCCUCAAUACAAAGGUGAUCUUAACUUUGUAAAUUAAGAAAAAAAUCUUCUCCUUAGCUGUUUCCUUCAGCCAUAUUUAAAUAAUGGAACUAUUUAUUUUUUGUGUUGUCCUGCUUUCAUUCCCCCAUGACAGCAAAGAAAGUGGAGAUUGGUGCUAUGAGCCACAGGUAAACUGCACUGAUUCCCAUAGUUGUAAAGGACCAAUGGAAUGGAAUGAGGUGGAAUCAGCCUGUGCAGGCUCAAAACAGUCACCUGUUAAUAUUGUAACUGCGAAGGCAAAAUAUAACUCUAGUCUCAAACCAUUCGAGUUUGUUUAUUACAGUCAAUCUAACACAGUAACAAUAAAGAACAAUGGCCAUUCAGCCCAAAUUACUCUAAACAGUUCAAUAAAAGUAUCUGGAGGUGGCCUUCCAACAACAUAUAAAGCUGUACAAAUGCACUUUCACUGGGGCACGAGUGAUGUUAAGGAGAUUGGAUCAGAACAUACAAUAGAUGGUGAACGGUAUCCAAUGGAGCUCCACAUUGUUCAUAUUAAGGAAAAUUUUGCUGAUUUAAACGAGGCUAUAAAAGAAGCAGAUGGCAUCGCAGUACUAGGAUUUCUUUACAAUGAAAGUGGCAGUCCAAAUGGUAACUAUGACAGUUUGAUUACUUCCUUGUCUAACAUCACAUUAGAAGGUAACUCUACUACAAUCAACAAUUUCAUGCUGGAAAAAUUGAUUCCAAGUAAAGAAAACAUGGCAAAAUACUAUCGCUACAGUGGAUCAUUAACAACUCCUGCCUGCAAUGAAGCUGUGGUCUGGACUGUUUUUGCAGAACCGAUUCAGCUCAGUAAAGACCAGCUCCAGGCUUUUCCAAAUAACCUGCUCUAUACUAAUGGGAAAAACAUGACUGAGAACUACAGACCAUUGCAAAGACUAAAUGGACGAACCAUACAGACAUCUUCAUCCUGCAUUGUAGCUUCAUCAUCGUUGCUGGCUGCUAAUGGGCUCUUUUGUAGCUUUCUUGCAUCUGUAAUUAUUUAUACUCAGUUUUAUUAGUUAUUACUCAAGCUGUAAAUGUUAUAUUUACCAAAAUGCCAAAAUCUUAUGUUUUAAUACAUUAAAAAUAAUACAUUUAAAUAGCUACAGAGGUGUUGACACCAUUGCUGUGUAUGAGAAAUACAUCAGAGUUACAGAGCAGAAUAACUAUCCACCUCCUCCUUAAUAAUUUUAAUAAUCACAGAAUUUUAUUUUAUAUUUAAAAAUGGAAAGAUAGUUAAAUUCAUCUUAUUACAUGAGGUAUUCUAGUUUUCUAAAAAGAAAAUAAAUUAUUUUCUUUAUU